CGUUGCAUUUUGUCAACUGAAGCUGUGUUAGAUUUAAGUUCACAUGACACCAAGAUGGGGCUAACAAGAUUUAUGCUUCUGAUCAUGGCGAUGGUUACUGUUUUUGUCUCAGGUGACGUCACCAACCAGUGCCCGUCAAGACCCCAGGACGACGGCUGGACCAUCUAUAUAUUCCGGGGUAAAUGUUACCAGUUUGUGGACGUGGAAAGGUAUUGGACAGAGGCCAGAGAUUUCUGCAGGGGCAGAGGCGGUGUACAGGUGGAAAUUUACGACCAGGAGACCAUGGAUUUCGUCAUCGACAAACUGAACAACAUCGGCUGGGACAGAAACGGAGUUUGGGCAGGAGCACACGACAUAGAUCAAGAGGGUUCAUGGCAAUGGACCUCUGGGCGAGAUCUUAGUCGGUACAGCAACUGGAUGCCUGGAGAACCGAACAAUGGCGGCUGGUUAGGAGGCCAGGACUGUGUCGUCAUGAAGAGGGACGAAGACUGGAAAUGGGACGAUGUCCACUGCUCUCUUCUCAUGUGGCAUUACAACUUUAUCUGCAUGUACGAUGUAGUAAGUUCCACUGGCUCGCCCACCACCACACCGACAGCAGUGCCACCUACUGCGAGACCCAGCACUACAGCAACAGCAGUGCCACCUACCGCAAAACCCAGCACCAUAGCGACAGCGGUGACACCUAGUGCCAAACCCAGCUCUACACCGACACCUACUACGCGACGAACAGCGCCACCUACUGAGCCGACCCCCAGCAGUGAUAUCAGCACAGUCAGUAUUCCGGCUGUGACCGAUGGCGAGGUGUGGCGCUGCCCUGCAAGGCCAAGACAGGACAACUGGACAAUAUACACAUUCCGUGACAAAUGUUACCAAUAUGUAGACAUAGAAACCUACUGGACAGAAGCCGGGGAUUACUGCUCGGAGAGGGAUGGCCUGCAGCUGGAAAUAUUUGACCGAGCCACGAUGGAUUUUACCAUUGAUAAACUGAACAACAUCGGAUGGAAUCAGACCGGAGUAUGGACGGGGGCCCACGACAGGGGGAUAGAAGGCACGUGGACUUGGACAUCCGGCGCGGAUCUGUCCCAGUUCUCGUACUGGGCGCCUGGUCAACCCAGCGGGAGUGGCUGGCUGAACGACCCGGACUGUGCCGUCAUGUGGAGAGACAGUGGCUGGCGGUGGGACGACAUUACCUGCUAUUACUAUGGCUGGCAUUAUAACUUCAUUUGCAUGUACAAUAUGACAUCGGAACCAAGUUCCUUUCCAACAUCAACAACGCCAGUGGCCUCAACUGUACCCAAACUAACAGGGAAACCAGGAGAUGAUAAAACCACCCUGAGUACGACCACCAAGGCUGGAAGUGAUGGGAGAGCUCCUGGCGGUAAAACUGAUGCACAAACAGCACAGCGUCAAAGUGGAAAUGAGAACGGUACGUGCCUGAAAUGGAACAUGCUAUACCCCAUAAAAUAUGUGUAA
This is a messenger RNA of Lingula anatina, 1473 nucleotides long. RefSeq lists its product as uncharacterized. Lineage: Eukaryota; Metazoa; Brachiopoda; Lingulata; Lingulida; Lingulidae. The record is from RefSeq and is a predicted model, not a curated record.